AUGGCAAACUUUAACACCAUCCCUGCCACCACUACCAUCAAACCAGAGCCAUUCACACUCUACGUCCCAGACAAAGACCUCGCUGAAUUCCACGACCUGCUAAAACUCUCCAAGAUCGGCCCAUCAACAUGGUGGAACCAACAAACCGAUGGCCGAUUCGGAGUCUCACGCGAGUGGCUGUCCCACGCAAAGGAAACCUGGCUGAACAAAUUCGACUGGUGCGCACACGAAGCACAAAUCAACAGCGUCCCCAAUUUCAAAAUAACCAUCCACGACCACGAGGCAGGCGAUGUGCGUAUUCACUUCGCUGCAUUGUUCUCGAAACGAGAUGAUGCUGUCCCUGUUCUCUUCCUGCAUGGAUACCCAGGCUCAUUCAUGGAAUUCCUUCCUAUGAUGCGGCUGCUGGUUGAGAAGUAUACACCCGAGAUGUUGCCGUACCAUGUUAUUGUACCUUCAUUACCAGAUUAUGGAUUAUCUGGUGGUGCCAGCGAGGAUCUUGAGAUGACCCUCGACCGUGCAGCUCGGAUCAUGAACCAGCUGAUGCUUGACCUGGGAUUUGAUGGGUAUAUCGCGCAGGGAGGAGACCUGGGCAGUAUGCUUGCACGGAUGAUGAGCGUGGAGUACAAGGAAUGCAAAGCGCUUCACGUAAACAUGCUGGUUCUCAACACCGACGAAACACCCCCAGCGCCGGAAACCCACGAUAUAACGCCCGAAGAAGCAGCGCAUCUCGAACGAUCAGAGCGCUGGCAAGAGACGGGCUUCGCAUACGCCCUUGAACACGGAACCAGACCGUCAACAAUCGGACUCGUCGUGUCCUCUAACCCGCUCGCUUUACUAGCCUGGAUCGGCGAAAAACACCUCGAAUGGACAGACCCGCGCCAUCCGCUCCCCCUCGACACAAUCCUAGGCAUGGCCAGUUUCUACUGGUUCACAUCGACAUUCCCGCGCGGGCUCUACCACGCCGCGCUGGUGAAGAACAUCCUAGCCGGGAAACGGCAUCCGAUAUCGAAGGAGAAACCGCUGGGGUAUUCGCAGUAUCCGUAUGACAUGGCGAUGCUACCGGAAUCAUGGGCGAGGGAGAUUUAUCCGAACCUGGCGCUAUUCAGCAGACAUACGCAGGGUGGGCAUUUUGCUGCGUUGGAGAUGCCGGAGGCGUUUCUUGAUGAUGUGGAGGAGUUUAUUGGGCGGGUGCGUGAUAUUAUCUAG
Aspergillus versicolor CBS 583.65 is the source of this 1206-nucleotide messenger RNA. RefSeq names its product epoxide hydrolase family protein. Gene Ontology annotation, molecular function: epoxide hydrolase activity. The record is from RefSeq and is a predicted model, not a curated record. NCBI's taxonomy places the organism in Eukaryota, Fungi, Ascomycota, Eurotiomycetes, Eurotiales, Aspergillaceae. Gene Ontology annotation, biological process: epoxide metabolic process. The coding region runs from base 1 to 1206 and encodes 401 amino acids. The transcript has 3 exons.